Messenger RNA from Plasmodium knowlesi strain H, 1941 nucleotides. RefSeq names its product WW domain-binding protein 11, putative. The transcript has a single exon. The coding region runs from base 1 to 1941 and encodes 646 amino acids. Gene Ontology annotation, biological process: RNA processing. The record is from RefSeq and is a predicted model, not a curated record. NCBI's taxonomy places the organism in Eukaryota, Apicomplexa, Aconoidasida, Haemosporida, Plasmodiidae.
AUGAAGCGCAGCCAAAUGCUCAAAGACACGCUUAAAAAAAGCAAAAUUCCAACGGAUGCCUACAGAAAGCAACAAAAGAAGAAAGAGAGGAAAAAAAAAAAACAGGAGUGGUCCGAACAACUGGAAAAACUUGUGAGAACAAAGAACCCACAUGACGUCAAGGAAAAGUUAGAUUCUCUCAGGAUAAAGGAGCAGCAAGGGAAGCUCCUUCACGUGGAAAAAAAAAAACUAAAGCAGUAUGAAACUUUGUGGAAUUUGAUAAAGGAAAAGGUGAAGGAUGGGAGCUACUUCUACAGUAACAAUGGGGUGGUGUUUAGUAUGAGUGAACAGCACGGGGAGGGCGCUGCAGACGGUGCAGUCGGAGGUGACAGUGAACGUAACUCUGUUGGUAAAGACAACUUUUCUACCAAACAGUGCGAGGAUAGCGCAGCUGACAGCGAAAGCGACUACGCCAGCUCAGAUAUCCAAGUGAGUUCGGAAUCAUCCCAUGAGAAUGAUGGCUCAAGCAGCGUGCAAAGUGAUGACCUAAGCAGCUCGCAGGGUAAUGAUUUAGAAGGCCCAGGGGAGAACGAUCAGGAGGAAGACUUCUUCCUGGAGUCCCUACCCUCCUUACCAAAAGGACUCCCCGAUGAAUUUAUCAUACCUAACAUGAAUGCACACCCGAAUGGGAGUUAUUAUCCCAAUGUGAAUUUAAAUAGUUACCCAUGUUCAAAUACCUACCCAAGUUAUCAGGCACCCAUCCCUUUUAACGCCACAGGCCAGAACAGUUCGUGCUAUGCGUACGGAAAUAGUGGGUAUUAUGGUGGCUACCCAAAUGGACUAAAUUUUUAUUUCGGCUCUGGGUACCCUGCCACGUAUGUACAUGGGGUCGAGAACAAAAGUUGUCUGGACAGACAAGAUAAGAAAGAGAAAACCAUUCCAACAGAUGAUAAGGAGCAACACGAGAACAGCGAAAAUUGCAGCAAGGACAAAUUUUACCCCAGUGGUGAAGACAAAGCUGAUCCAAGUUCUCCAAAAUUGAGUUAUAAUAUAACUAACGUUUCGAACAAUGAAAGGCAGUUACUCCCCGAGGGAGAUACUACUUUAUCCAUUGAUGGAACAAAGGAUGUUAACGCUUCCAUGAACGCUCAUGGGGAUUGCCCUGCGGUUUGUGCUAACCCUGACCAUGAUGAAGGGGAGAAAAAUUCUACCCAUGAUGGUGUGGGAAACCACCUCAGCGAUGCCGAAAUUGAUUCCAAAGCAUCAGAAGAAAAGGGUGGCAUAGCACAACCGCCUCCACCGGGUGCUCCACCUAGUGGUUACGGGAACAAUGGCACGAAUAACUCUUUUAUCGCUCCCAGUUAUGGUACCAACUACUACUACAAUUACGCACACAUGUAUGGAAAUUUUAAUAUGGGCCAAAUGAAUGGAGGGAAUUAUUUCAUCCCCACAAAUAACAGCAUGGCCAUGUGGGGCACUCCUAAUUUAAGGGGGGGGCACGGGUAUGUUGGCCCUUCAAGGAACUACGGAGAUAGGGGAAAGAGGCAUAGCAACCAUAAUAGGGGUAGGGGAGGGAAUCCCGCAUCAAAGAAGGCUCGAAUGGGGGCAAACGGGGCGAACUAUGGUUUCCCCGUGAGUCAGCCAGAUGAUUAUGAUCAGAGUGGGCGUAGGGGGAAUGUCGACGUAGGUGCUUAUGGUAAACGUGGUCAGGGGGGAAGGCGAACUCAUCAGCGCCAAAGGCAUCAAGAGGACCGGAUAACGGAAUCAAGCCAUGGAAAGAAAGAGGACCCGCAGCCAAGCGCACAGUAUUUCGUGCCCAUCAAUUUAAGACUAAAGAACAAACUAAACGAUCUGUGCGAAACAAAAAUUAACGAAGUCAAGAAGGAAACAAAUGCCAACGACAAAAAUAUUAACCUAGACGUAGAAUAUAGUAAGUUCAUAAAAGAGGUAAAUUUGGGAUAG